CCAGCUAGCUGCUGUCGUGUGUGUCGAUGACAGUCGCGUUGUCAUCUGUUCGAAGUGACCGUGCGAUGUUACUUGAGGAGCUAACCGGGCUACCGGCGGCCGACACUUAACGUCGCGCAGUGCGUUUUUUUCGUGAGACUGUGAAUUGCAUAUAAUCGAAGAAAAGAAAGAAAAUAACGUAACGCUAACGGACACGUAUCGAGAAAGAGAGACGAGGAGUGAGAAAAGACACAGUGUGAGAGAGCGUGAAAGACAGCGAGAGAGAGAGAGAGAGAGAGAGAAGAAAGAGAGCGAGAAAGAGUGGGAGGGAGAGAGAGAGAGAGAGAGAGGACGGGCAUUUGCGGAACAGGACUUCAUCGUGCCCACGGCCGAAGUAACGUGGAACUUCGGUUCCACGUACCGCCGCCGUCGGUCGGUUCCGGCUACUUUUCUCUCCGUUCUCACGACGAAUCUCCAAGUCACGCGGAGAGCGAAGGAAAAAACGGACCGUCGCGGUAGCACCGUGCGCGGCAGUGCAGCAGCAGCGUACCAAGAUGCUGUCGUCAGUGUCAGCGAAAUAAUAAUGUGGUGCGACGUCAGUCAGCAUAAAACUAAUGAAAGGGAAGAUGUUUUGGGCCUAAAGAGUUGUGCAAUGAUGGGUCUGCAGGCGACGGCAGGAAAACGCAAAUUGGAGGGUGGUGUCGGCUGUAUGGAAUUCCACAUGGACUUAGGCGAGAGUCCGUCGAAGCUCGGACGCGUGGAUGGUAGCUGGUGGGCGAUGGACGACAGUUACGGGCCGCCCCUGAACCAGACAUCGACGUCAUAUUACGAGAUGGAAGUGAGCUCGCCCUGCCUACAGGCGACGAACUCGUGCCAGCCCUCGACGACGAGUCAACAGCAGCAGCAGCAGUCACAACAACAACAGCAACAGCAGCAACAACAACAACAAUCACCGGCGUCAUCCUCGACAUCGGCCUCGUCCACAGUGACGCAGUUGCAUCAUCACACGCAACAUUAUUAUCACCAUCAACGCGCCACCGUCAGUCCUAUCGGCAGCAACGGUUAUAGCCAGCUAUCGAGAUCUCAGCCGCAAUGGGUUGCCCUUCAUCAUUACGAACCGCCAACGAUACGUCGAGAAGAAAAUGGCAAGAGCUAUCUGGAGCUCGGUUCAAGUUACCGAGCGAACGAGCGGUGUUGCGAAGGUUCCAAGUCCAGCUGGUGUCGGCGCGGCCGGGCCUGUUACAGGCAGCGGCGACUCGCCGUGCUUAACAUUUCGAUGUGCAAACUCGCCAGGUACCGCCAAUUCCCGGAUCCGAGCCUCCACCGAUCUGUACUGAUCUGCAAUACUUUGAGACACUUGGAACGUGAGAUGGAAAGGGACAGGAGUCCACCACCUAUGGAGCCGGUCGUGCCGGCGCCAAUCGCUCAACUGCAACCGCCCGAACAGGGUAGGCUAACACCUUUCCCUGUGCCCCCAACGUCGUCGGGCGAGACCGACGUCGACUCUGGCAUCGGUGACAGCGACGACAGCCGAUCGAUCAAUUGGGGUAGUGUACUAUCUUUAUCGAGCCAGUCGCCGCUCGACCCGCUCAACAACAACGAACUACUGGAUGUGGACAUUGGGCCCGAUCUUGACCUGGAUUUUAUGCCCGGGUGGAAGUUGACGCCUCUUUCAGCGGAUGAUAUCCUAAGAAGUACAACGACGACCCAGGAACAGCAGCAUCAUCAUCAUCACCACCACCACCAUCAUCAUCACCAUCAACAUCAUCAUCAUCAGCAACAGCAGCAGCAACAGCAACAUCUGAUGUCGUCGGGGAGCAGUUGUGGUAGCAGCUGCGGUAAUAGCAAUGUCAUUGGAAGUGCCGGCGUCAGCAACGUUGGUAGCAGCAGUAGUACGCACGAGUCGUUGAUGUGUGUAGGAUCAUAG
Molecule: messenger RNA, 1906 nt
Organism: Cyphomyrmex costatus
Lineage: Eukaryota; Metazoa; Arthropoda; Insecta; Hymenoptera; Formicidae
Gene: tara
Product: SERTA domain-containing protein 2 taranis
Exons: 4
Coding region: 563-1906 (447 amino acids)
Cellular component (GO): nucleus
Molecular function (GO): transcription regulator activity
Source: RefSeq, a predicted model, not a curated record